Molecule: messenger RNA, 7661 nt
Organism: Biomphalaria glabrata
Lineage: Eukaryota; Metazoa; Mollusca; Gastropoda; Planorbidae
Exons: 47
Coding region: 57-7097 (2346 amino acids)
Biological process (GO): lipid transport
Molecular function (GO): lipid carrier activity
Source: RefSeq, a predicted model, not a curated record
GUUACAUCUGUUGUCCGUUUGCUUUGUCUAUAUAAAGCUAACACAUCGAGAAUUGCAUGGGAGACAACUAUGAGAUUCUACGGAAAAUGCUUUUACCUUGGAUUGUUGCCCUUGCAGGAUUAACUGUUACCACAAUAGUUGCAGAGAGAGAAGAAUAUGUUUAUGAAUACAACACACAAAUUCUAACUGGCCUUCCUCUUCAUUCUUCCAUUCAUUCUGGUUAUCGCGUGAAUGCCAUUGCACGUGUCCAGUUUUCAACAAAGAGUAAAGUUAAUGUUCAAUUAGAGAACAUUAGGCUGUACAACAUUAGACAACCCAUUACACAAAUUGAGGCACAUGAAAAUUUAAUCCCUGAAGAAUAUUUAAAAGAAUUGACAGGCUCUGAAAGUACAGUGAUUGUUGAGUCUCUGACAACACCAUUUGGAUUUGAUUAUGAAAAUGGUCAAGUUAAGAGGGCUUUAUUGGCUAAAAAAGAAAUGGAGUGGUCUGCCAAUGCGAAGAGAGGAUUUGUUUCCCUGUUUGAAAUCAAGCUUAAAACGAAAAGGCUACUGGAAGAUAGACAGCUACUAGCUGGUGAAGAUAAGUCUUAUACCAGCUCUUAUAAAGUUUUAGAGACAUCAGCUGCUGGUAUCUGUUCCACACUGUACACUACUGAAUGUUUGUCAGGAAAUUGCUCAAGACAACAUGUAACUAAAGUUCGCGACUACACACAAUGCCUUGAGAGACCAGUCUACCUUCAAACAAAGUAUGAUGGUUUCUUCCCCAUUGGCCAUUCAAAGGACAACCCUUUGACGACUGGGGCUGUUGUGAAAUAUUUGAUUGAAGUCUACAGAGGAAAACCAACCAUUUUGUCUGCUGUGGCUGAAAAUAGAAUUGUUUUCUCCCCUUACCUAAACAAAGGAUCAGUUACUACCACUGUGAAUCAAACCCUGUCCCUGAUUCAAGUCAAGAAGUCUGCCAUUGAUAUACCAGAUGUUUUUAGUUUGAAAGUAUCAUUGAUUAUGUCACUGCCAAGCAAAUCAGUCGACUGCCAAGAUCCCUUUGAGCUAUCUAAAAAGAGCUGUAAGGAACCUGAUUUAGAAGUCUACUCCGUGGAUGCUAUUAUUUCCCAGCUUAAACAAGCAGCAGACAACAAUUUAAACAUUGCUUCCAGAGAGUCUUUGGUACACCUAGGAGUUGUGGUUGAAAUGCUUAGUGUUAGUCCAAGAACUGUUAUCAAAUCUCUAUGGGAGAAACUCACACACUCUCUUAAUCAAACAGAACAACAUGCUAGAAAAAUUUUAUUUAAUGUUUUGCCCCAUGUUGGAACUGAGGCUGCUGUGAAUCAGGUUUUAGAUAUUUGUUCACAAGACCUUGACUUUGAGAAAUGUGCUAUAGCUUUCAACAUAUUAACACUAAAGGCUACACCCACUGAAACAUUAAUCAACAAGUUCAUAAGUUUGGUUAAACAGCAAGAUAAGAUGUCUCCAGUUAUGAAGCAAACAGCUUACCUAAGUCUAGGCUCUCUAGGAUAUAAACUUGCUCAAGCAAAAAAUAGACAACUUAAAGAGUUAAUGAAAAUUGAGCAACUGAUGCUGACUCUGCAAACUGAGAACAGUGAAGCCCUGGUUCAGAAGAAAAGAGAAGUUGAAGAAAAGCGUUACAAAAUUGUCAACAGUUUUGACAAACUCGGAAAAAAUAUUGUUGAUACAAUCAAUGAAUUGGUUGUAAGUGGUUCAAAACAUAGCAAGAUAUUGGGCCUAAAAGCUUUGAGCAAUUCAGGACUUCCUCAUGCUGUUCCAAUUUUCAAUAAAAUUCUGGCCAAUCAUGAACCGCACCUGUAUUUUCGUAUUCUUGCUGUUUUGGGACACAGAAGAAUGUAUUUUGACAGGACUGUGAGGGAAGAAUCUUUGAAAACUUUGCUGGCAGUCUAUAAUGACAAGACGGAGGUGAAUGAGGUCCGCAGCUGGGCUUUCAUAACGUUGAUGCAACUCCAUCCAGAACUUCCUGUCAUUCAGACUAUUGCUAGAAAUUUAAACUCAGAAAAGGAUGCUUAUGUUUCUGGUUUGGUUCUUAGCUAUUUGUCUUCUCAUGCUAACACAACAUUUUAUCCAUUUACUACAUUUGUCAAAAACUGUUCUGAUGCCCUCAAGUUUGCUCCAAGGUCAAAUCUAAAUUAUCAGCGAUCUUUUACAAACCUUGUGACCAAAAUGUAUGAUAGUGCUAAAAUUGGCAAAGUCCUGAGUGUCACUUCCAUAGGAUCAAUGAAUCGGUUUGAGAGUUGGUCAUUCAAUCUGGACACAUAUGUCUUUGGACUUUACAGCAAUUUCCUUGAGGUUGGCAUUAAUUCUAUGGAAGUAAGCCAGUUUCUUAACAAACUAUUUGGCCCACAAGGUCUACUAACAAUGAAUAAAUCAAUCUUUGACAUGUUGAAACGGAACAAGAAAAGUACAUCACCUCAAGAAAUGAUUGAAGAUAUAUUUAAAGUUCUUAAAAUCCAAUCUAGAAAGGGUGGAAUGCCUGCUGCACAUCUAUACCUGAGAGUGAUGGGUCAUGAACUGAGAUAUCUGGAUCUGUCUGAAUAUAUCAGCUCUCUCAUGGCGAAUGGCAAAAUGUCCAUUUACAACAACUCAAGUAGUGUCUUCCCAAGUCUUCCACUAGAUGUCAAGACCAUGUACUACUUAAUGAACACAAAGAUGACCCUCCCAACUGAGGCUGGCUACCCUGUGUCUUUAAAACUUAAAGUCUCAAAAACCUUAAAUGUAAAGGGUUCUGUGUCCUUGUCUGUUGAGCCCAGCAUUUUUGAGGAUGAAAGGAUGGGUUGGCCACCGAAGAAAGUUUCUGCAUCACUUGACUUUAGACCUAAAGGUGUCAUGGAAAUUUAUGGAUCUAUGGGACUAGAUGCACAUUAUAUGAAACGAGUAGCAUCAUUUCGUGCACUUGUAGAGUUUGCUAUGCCCAUUCAGAAAAACAUUUCUUAUGAUCUAUCUGCUAGAAAGUUUAAAUUAGUCAGCAUUGUCCCAGAGCUUAAUAAACCUUUAGUAAAGUUUUUGAUACAACAAUAUGCUGAGUCAGUGACUUUAACAAAUAACUUUACUGCAACACAUGUUGAUCAGCUACCUUUGUGUGCUCACAAAGUUAUCCCAAUAAACAAGUUCUAUGAUUUAAAUGUCCUGGGCUACAAAGUUGGAUUUGUUGGACAACUUCCAUAUCAGUUUGACUGGCAGAACCCACUCCACAUCAUGGGUGGUAAGACAUACAUCAGGCUAAUGAAGAAGCCCAUGAAAGAUAGUCCUAAAGUGGUCACUCUUACUGGUCAGUUAGUCUUCCCAUUAGAGAUCAAUUCUGCUGCUCAGAAUUUCUCCAGAGAUGAGGUGAACCAGAGAGUUCCAAUAAGUAAAGUGACCAACUCUUUUAACCAAGAAGAGACUUCUUAUAGCGACCCAGUGGACCUGGAUAAAGAAGCUAUCUCCAUGCAUCAGUUAAUCAAUAAAUUUGAAGAUGUCACAGAAAGAACAACCAUUCCUCUGCAUCAUGUACCUGAAACACGAGGCAUUAUUUUAAGCCUAGAUGCAAGUACUCACAAAACAGUCAGAAAAAGUCAAGUAGAAGCUCUAUGGAGUAGAUUAGAUAAUGGACGAAUAGCUUCAGCUUUUAUCAGACUUUGGAAAUCUCCAAUGCCAGAUUAUACACCAAAAGAAUGGCAGAUGGUGACAGAAUUUAGAAAGACUUACCCAGUUAAGGUUCAUGAGCCCAAAGACACACUCUCAGCUACUUGGCAAAAAGAAAUUUUAAGAGAUCUGCAAUAUUCAGUUAGCAAGAGCUCUCAUCAGGCUUCUAAUUAUCUUCUUCAUUCAACACUUCUGAGUGAAAUCAAUGAGUUGAAUUAUCCUGCAAUGAUGAGGACACCAACUUCCAGAUUAUUAGAUAAUCUAGUUCCAGAACAGUUGUACAUGGUCAUGGAUAAAGUGGAAGUUUCUAAAAAUAGGUGGCAGAAAUACUGGGCCAAGCUUGUUUCUCUACAUGAAAAAGUUAAUGAGGAAAAGAAGCGCUUAGUUGAUCCUGAUGACUCGAAGCGUGACUCCAACAUUUUGUGCUAUAUAAAUAAAGUCCUGAAGAUACAGUCAACUAUGAACUUUGACCUUGAUGAAAUCAUUAAAGAGAAAUCUGUUCAUUGUUCAGAGCUGCCUAUAAUUCAAUGGAUUCAUUUCUACUAUACAACUAUGAUCAACGAUCUCACUGAACUUAUUCCUGGAUAUAUUACUAAAAAUAUUGUUUUAACACAAGUUCAAAACAUUCAGAACUUGAUGAAACAAGCCAAAGAAAACCAGGAGUCCAUAAUUAAAAAAAUGAAACAAGUCUUCACAUUGACUUUGUCUGACAAUGAAGAGAAACAGAUUAAGGAAAAGGGAAACAAUUUUGAAAUGUAUAAAGAUUAUGAUGUGGAUCAGAAUGCUGAAACAGAUGCUCUCUAUCAAGUCCUGGCACAGCUGUCAUUAUUUCAACUAGAGGUUAUUGAAACACUUCAAAAGUAUAACUCAAGGCAACAGAGCUGUGAUAUAGAGUUGAUCAAAUGUUUGACAAGUGAAACCCGUAACAACAUCACUUUCUUUGAUCAGAUUUGGAAAGACACGCCAAUCUAUGCUAACAAUGUCAUUGAUACAAUGUUACUGGUAACAAUUCAAAAUGAGCUCAUCAUUCACCUUUUGAAUGUCAACUCAAAGUUAAGUCUGAACACACCAAUCACAAAGUCAAAAGAAGACACUGCUAAAGCCAACAGUGAAAGUUUCAAUCUCAAGAUUGAAAGCUUAGACCUUGGUCAACGUGUUUCAAGUUUAAAUAAGCAAAGGAUGUUGCUAGAUGUUACAUCUGCUUCUUUAAGUGAACAAGAACUGCCCAUUUACAAUGAAUUGAAAAGCAUAUAUAGAAAGUUAAUGGUUGAUCGAAGAAUAUUUGAAGUUAAUUUUGCAUACAACAAAUGGACUCAUCAUGAUGCAGAUGUUUCUGAAACGGAAGUCAAUAAAUUGCUUGUCAGUCUCAAUACAUACACAACUAAGCUGGCUGAAUUGCAAAAGAAUGUAAUUGACCUUGACAGUACUCCCAAUGUCUAUUUAGCAACAGAGUUUUUGGGUAUCAUAGGGUCACUUCGAACAACAGUUGAUUUUUGUCGUCCUACACUAAUGGCUGUCACUUCACCAAAGAAGAACAUUUGGAUUGAAAACUUUGAGGCUGUGUCUAACAACAUUCAACAACUUGCUUCUGUCAUGUCUCUUAUUUUUGACAAGUUUGUCACUAGAACUGAUGAAGACCAACAGACGCCUUUACUCUUCCACCCACUUGACCAAACAUAUCAGGAUAUUCAGAAGGUUACCUAUGACCAAGAUCUUUUGUAUGAAAGGCUCACAAGGCUUGUUCAAGACAAUGAUUCUGCUAAUUUCAAACUGCCACAGCUAAUCAGUGAAAUAGAAAGACUGCAAGAAUUACUAAAAAAAACAGAACCAUUCUUAUUGGAUCAUUUACAGCAUAAAACUACAACAUUGUCAUUUGUGUCCAGAUAUUUACAGGCAUUCAAGAAACAGAGAAAAAUAUAUCAAAUUAUUCAAACAACACUUGAGGAUAAGAAUGGUGAAGAUGAGAACAAAGUUCUUGCAAAAUUUAAUGAACUUGAAAAGCUACAUUCAAAAAUGGAAGUUCAAAUCAAUCAGCUUCUGUCUGAAAAGAAAUCUAGUAAUACAUAUCAGUCUGAGAACAAUGCUCACAAGAUGUCAGAUCCAGAUGAAGACACCCAUCCAGAUUUAUCUUCGGAUAACUUACCCACCUACUUCUCAGUAAUCACUGGCACUUUGAAUGUAUCCUGGGGUUAUACUAAGAGACUGGAGAAUCGUUUUGAAGUUCAGAUGAUAGCAACCAGAAGUGUCCAGCAACUGGUUCACCUUUACAAGCAGAUAGACUCAAAGGUCAGAAGUACAAAUGUAGAGAAUGCCAUCAAUGACCAGCUGGCUGGAGAGACCUGGAGAUAUGAGAAAGUGAUGAGAAGGAUGAACACCUACAACCAUCUGCACCUUACAGCUUUGUAUGACAAGAAAGUUCUACCACCCUGGAUGCUGCAACUUAGUCAGUGUCUCCAUGAGUCUCUCAAGUACUAUUACUGGAACCACUAUACACGACAUGAACCUAUUGAGUCAGUCAGCAGUGACAGAACAGAUGUCAUAGUUGAUUUAUCCAACUCUUAUAAAGAUAUGAACAUGUUUUUGAUGACUGGUGAAGAGACCAACAAAUUUCUUAACAUUCCUGCACCAUAUUUAUUGAACAAAUUGAAAUUUAAUCAAAACUACAAGACCAUCUAUGAUGAGCUGACUUCUUCUCUAUCAGGUGGUCAGACACCAGCCCAGUGUAUUAUUAGCCAAGAAAGUAUUAGAACUUUUGACCAAGUAACUUACCCUAUCCCAGACACCCUGGGAUCGUGUCGUGCUAUUUUAGCCAUGGAUUGUAGUGAUGAGAAGACAUUUGCUAUAAAUAUGAUUAGAGCCAACUCAAGCUCUAUGAGUAAUGCUUUUCAAUUAUUGUAUGAAAGCAUAGAGGUUGAGAUACAGCCAAGUAUUGUUGACAUUUUAGUCAAAGUGAAUGGAAACAUCAUUGAAUUAGAGGAGAACAAGCCAGUCAGCUUUACAAAACUUCUUCAGUACCAGAGGACUGAAAAAUACUUGAUCAUAACUAAAAAAGAUCUUGGAGUUCAUUUCUCAUUACCAUUGGCAGGCAUUUCUGUUCAUAUGGACAGUUUACUUUUGAAAAUUCAGGUUUCUGAGUUGUUCAAGGGAAGACUGUGUGGCCUGUGUGGUAACUUUGAUUACCAGGUGUCAUGGGAGUAUGAAGGACCUUCUUAUGAAAUCUACAGAACACCAAAAUCUUUCACCUAUGCAUAUGUAUUACCUGACCAAACAUGCCCUAUUCCUAAAGAUUAUAAAUCUGAUGUUGAGUAUUAUCCACCUGAAAAAAUUGUGGACUUAUCUCAAGGCAUAAAAAGACUAAAGAUAAAUAAACAAUUAAGUAACAAAAGCAAAGUUAAAAAAUUCAAAAGCAGAAAAUCAAAAAUUAUUCAAAAACUAUUCAAAAACUAGCAAACCUCAACCCCAUCUGAGGGAAGAAAAAUAUGAGCUAAUGAAGAUAACAUCAUUUUGGUAUGUAAAGAUGAUGUUACAUAAGCCUUCACAUUGGACCUUCAAGAAAGAAAACUUGUUAAAAAUAUAACAAUAAUAUAACAAUUUUAAUUCAAACCAAGCCCAUUUAUUAUUUCUUUUAUUAUGUUUUUUUCUAUUUGAAAUUAUUUCCUAUGUUGGAUUUAUUGUUUGAAACAAAAGGUUUCAGUGAUUAAAAAAAAUGAAAUUUCUAUAUAGACAAAUGUAGACUUCAAUGUACAUUUAUUGUAUAGUGUUUUUACUUAUAAUAUGAAGAAUAACAUCAUUAUUUUGUAGAUUAUUUGUUAUCUUGUUACUUUUUAUUAUUAUGUGACUUUUAAUUUUUUUUAAGCUAUUUUUUUUCUUUCAUUUGAAUAAAUGAUUUUCUAUAAUAUUAUAGAAAAAACAAAAAAGUAUGCCUGCACCAACUGUUAUUAGUAUGACUGUUAUUGCUGAACUUGUUUGCUAUUAAAAAAAAUAAUUAAAUAUCUUUUGAGUUUUGCCUAA